This is a messenger RNA of Closterium sp. NIES-65, 1086 nucleotides long. Lineage: Eukaryota; Viridiplantae; Streptophyta; Zygnematophyceae; Desmidiales; Closteriaceae. The record is from the annotation of a GenBank genome assembly.
GGCAGUCGCAGCCGCCUCUCACUCGCCCGUGACCUGCCCCUCUGCGACUACUUCGACCUCUCUCGCCUCGAUGCCCACUGGAUCUCGCCCGAAUUCUUCCUGCACCUCGCUAGAGCCGCUGUCAACCCUCCCUUUGCUGCUGCUGCUGCUAAAGCCAGCCCUUCCGUGGCCUUUGUGCAUCUGCAGACCUCCCAAGUAUGGCGAAUGACCUUCAAUCAAGGGCCUCUGGCGGACAUGCUGAGUGAGCUGAUGGUGUAUGGCAUGGGCCAUGCACCCUCGAGACGCAACACCGUUGAUGUCACCACGCCAGUCAACAGCAAUGUACUUUUCCAGCAGUUGCAUCAGUGGCGGAACAGGGACGUGCUGGUGUGGGUGAAGACCACAUACGACCGAGUGGACUUCCACCUCCCCACAGACGACAUCUCCUUCAAGAUGCUUCCAUACAGCCAGACAUGGCACGCCAUGGCACAUCGAGCCAUGGCCCGCCUGCCCUCCCGGUACAUUGCGGUGCACUACCGCUCCGAGUUCAUUGCCUUCAACCUGGCGCACAAGCUAGUGGUAAGAGGCUUCAAGGUGGAGGCGGGCGUGCUGGAGGGGCUGAUGGCGGGGUGCAUGGAGGCGGCGCGCGACCUGAUCAACGGCAUGAAGCGCCGCCACAACAUCUCCGUCGUCUUCAUCGCCGCCGACGUGCCGUUUGACGGCAAGGCAGGCAGUGUGGUGCGGUCGGACUCGUGGAACGAGACCACGUGGAGGUUCCAAGGGGCGGAGAGAGAGAGGGCGUUGCAGGCCCCGCGGGAGAAGCUGCGGUGGCUGAGGGAGCAGGUGGCGGGCACAGUGAUGGUGGACGAGCUCAUGCCCUCUGUCAACCGCUACGACCCCGGCAUUGUUGCGAUAUUGGACAAGCUGCUGUGCGCGCAUGCCCACGUGUUCCUGGCUGGAUCCAUCACAUGUGGGGGAAGCCGCGGCUUUGAGCAGGACAUUGCGCAACACAGGAGUCAAUUUAACAAGACCCUCCCCCAUAGAUGGGUCUCACACACAGACAAGCUUCUGUGGCAGUCAAACGGCACCUCUGCAGGUGUAGGAUAA